This is a messenger RNA of Penicillium psychrosexuale, 450 nucleotides long. RefSeq names its product transcriptional coactivator p15/PC4 family protein. The transcript has 2 exons. The coding region runs from base 1 to 450 and encodes 149 amino acids. Gene Ontology annotation, biological process: positive regulation of transcription initiation by RNA polymerase II. Lineage: Eukaryota; Fungi; Ascomycota; Eurotiomycetes; Eurotiales; Aspergillaceae. The record is from RefSeq and is a predicted model, not a curated record. Gene Ontology annotation, molecular function: transcription coactivator activity; DNA binding.
AUGUCAUCCAGGAAACGUUCGUCUGACUCCGGCGUUGGCCUUGACAAUAGCGUGCGCCCCAAGAAGGCCAAGGUCAACACCACAGCGGAAACCAAAAUCGACUCUAAUGGAGAUCGCUAUUGGGAAAUAUCCAAAAUGCGCCGCCUGACCAUAUCUUCUUUCCGUGGGAAAACCCAGGUGAAUGUUAGAGAAUACUAUGAAAAGGAGGGGCAGGAGUUGCCAGGAAAAAAGGGUAUCUCAAUGCCCGUGGAUCAAUUCGCUGCUAUCGUCUCUAUUCUACCUGAGAUUGAGCAGGCAUUGAAAGAAAAUGGGGAAACUCUGCCUCGGCCUGUCUACUCGGCAGAGGGUGGCCAGUCCGAUCAAGGAGAGCAAGGACAUGCUCAUUCGGACAACCAAGGUCUAUCAAAGCAGAAUAUUGAGGCGACAAGUGAUGAGGAGAGUGAAGCAUAA